UUGAGUGGCGGCUCACGGGCUGGGCUACGACGAGGCUAGUUGCAGCUGAGGCGAGGAGGCGACGGCUCCGGCUCUUCUCUCUAAUCUCCUUUUCGGUUUACAAGGACGAGGAAAGGCGGGCUCGGGGACCAGGAAAGGGCAAGAUCCCCCGGGCAGAAGCACCAGCCAGCAGCACCGGCCGCGCCAGCGCCCUUUCUCCGCCAGGCGGCAUGAGCACCUGCGACGCCAAGGAGUAUCUGGCCAGGCGGGAGAUCCCACAGCUUUUCGAGAGUUUAUUGAAUGGAUUAAUGUGCUACAAACCUGAUGAUCCAGUUGAAUACCUGGAAGGCUGUUUACAAAAAGUGAAGGAACUUGGUGGAGCAGAAAAAGUAAAAUGGGACACGUUUGUCAGUCCAGAAAAACGGACAUUACCUCCGCUGAAUGGCAGCCAGUCAAGAAGAGCAUUUUUCAGGAAUGUGAUGCCAGACAAUCCCAACUUUCCUUAUCGGCGGUAUGAUCGACUCCCUCCAAUCCACCAGUUCUCCAUAGAAAGUGACACGGACCUCUCAGAAACAGCUGAACUUAUUGAGGAAUACGAUGUAUUUGAUCCUGCAAGACCGCGGCCUAAAAUCAUCCUUGUUAUAGGUGGCCCAGGAAGUGGAAAGGGAACCCAGAGUUUGAAAAUAGCAGAACGCUAUGGAUUUGAGUACAUCUCUGUUGGUGAAUUGUUAAGAAAGAAGAUCCACAACACAAGUAGUAAUCGAAAGUGGAGUCUGAUUGCUAAGAUAAUUACUACUGGGGAACUAGCCCCACAGGAAACAACCAUUACUGAGAUAAAACAGAGAUUAAUGCAGAUCCCCGAUGAAGAAGGCAUUGUUAUUGAUGGAUUUCCAAGAGAUGUUGCCCAGGCUCUUUCCUUUGAAGACCAAAUCUGCACUCCAGAUUUGGUGGUAUUUUUGUCCUGCUCAAAUCAGCGGCUGAAGGAACGUCUAAUGAAGCGUGCUGAGCAGCAGGGAAGGCCGGAUGACAAUCUCAAAGCUACACAAAGACGCCUAACAAAUUUCAAGCAGAAUGCUGUUCCACUGGUCAAAUAUUUCCAGGAAAAGGGGCUGGUCAUGACUUUCGAUGCUGACAGAGACGAGGAAGAAGUAUUUCAUGACAUAAGUAUGGCAGUUGACAACAAACUUUGUCCCACUCAAGAACUUAUGGCAGGUCCAUGUGAACUUGACCUUAAUCUCAUUGUGGACCCUGGAGACAUUGCUGAUAAUGAGUUUGAUUUUGAAGACCAGGGAUAUGACCAGUCUUGCCUUUGUGGACCAGAAAAUGUGGGAGAUUUUACAGAAGACCUGAAGAAAUCAAACAUAAUUUUUGUAGUCGGUGGCCCGGGUUCUGGCAAAGGGACCCAGUGCGAGAAAUUAGCACAAAAAUAUGGAUUCACACACCUGUCCUCGGAAGAUCUCGUCCAACGUGAAAUGUUAUCAUUAUCAGAAAGGAGUAAGGUCAUCCAAGACAUCAUGGAAAGUGGUGAACCUGUACCAGGGGACAUUAUUAUGGAGCUCUUGAAAGAAGCCAUACUUGCCAGUAUGGGAGACACAACGGGAUUCCUGAUUGAUGGUUAUCCCCAGGAACUGAAGCAAGGAGAAGAGUUUGAGAGCCAGAUUGGAGCGCCAUCCCUGGUGCUGUGCAUGGAUUGUUCCUCUAAGACGAUGAGCAGCCGCCUUCUGCAAAGAAGUCAAAGUAGCCCGUGCCUGGAAGAUAAUACUGAAGCUGUCAUGAAGCGGAUUGAAACUUACUACCAAGCCACUGAACCUGUGAUCAUGUAUUAUGAAAACAGAAUUCCACUGUUUAAGAUAAAUGCAGAAGGAACACCGGAAGAAGUUUUUCUUGAAACAUGUGCUUCAGUUGACACUUUUCUGACUAAGGAAGGAACAGCAUCUCUUUCAGCACACACAGUGUAACAAUGCUCCCUUUGUCUCUGUCUCUCUCUCUCUCUCUCACACACACACACACACAGGUCCUCAAACAUGCUGUUCAAAGCAAUAGCUGCUGCCUUGAAAGAUUAGUGCAUGUUGUAAACGUAAAAAUGUCUAUAACCCAUAUGGUACAAUAAUUGCACACUUGUACUGUAUGUUGUGGAUCAGUUUGCACUUUGCAGGUUAAAAAGCAGCAUGGUAAAAAGCAACUGAUUUAUAUAAAUCAAGCCUUGCACUUCAGUAUUACCUGUUAUAAUAUACAGUCAACAGCAUUGAAUUCCCAGUCAACAGAACUGACAUAACUCCGCAUUUGUUUUUGUAAACAGACAGCUCAAUUUUAAGGCUAUUUAAGCUUGCUCUUUCUUUAUAGUGCUUGAAAAAUCUGUUUUCUGCCAUGUUAUCUUAUUGUUGGAACAUGCCUGCAGUUAAGUUGCAGUCACAAAGCAGUAGAAGUUGGAGAAUUCUCAGAAAAGCAGUGUAAAUACAUUAUUCAACACAUUGGUUAAAUAUGAAGCAAUUCACAAAUGUGAUUAUAGGGUCAGUUAUUGUGUUGACAUCAAAGUGGGUACAAAUGGUCUAUGUAUUUAUGGCAAGGAUAAUGUUUUAAAAUUUGCAAUGAUAAUGUAGGAGCAUUGUUGUCUGAUAAAAAAAAAAUCUGCUCCGAAAUACUGCUGGUGUACCUAAGACAUGUAAACACUUAAACUAAUUAUGGUAGUAUUUGACUGUAAAAUAAUAUAUACAUGCUGAGACUGUAAAAUAAUAUUUACAUGCUGAGAUAACUAACGAACACACCUUUUAAAGGGUUGGAGGCAAUCAUCAAUAUGUAUGUUGAUUACUAUGUUUGUCCAGUAAAUAUGGCAACUGUAAAUUUCAAUUUUAAACCCUAAGCUGUUAUUUUUCAUUGUCUAAGGUUUAAUAUAAUAGCUUAAAGGUGUGGAAAUGAAGCAUUAUUCAAACAGCCUGUAUUUUUAAAUCCACUUAUCCACACACUUUACACAAAAAGAUGAGAAGUCAACUAAAAUAUUGGAGGAUUUUCUGUACGCUGAACAGCAGACAAAAGUGUAUUAGUAUUCUUAGGAAGGGAACACAUCCUUCUUCUAAAUCAUCCACUAUUCUGCUU
Messenger RNA from Elgaria multicarinata webbii, 3072 nucleotides. RefSeq names its product adenylate kinase 5 (gene AK5). Gene Ontology annotation, biological process: nucleobase-containing compound metabolic process. Lineage: Eukaryota; Metazoa; Chordata; Lepidosauria; Squamata; Anguidae. The record is from RefSeq and is a predicted model, not a curated record. Gene Ontology annotation, molecular function: nucleoside diphosphate kinase activity; ATP binding. The transcript is spliced from 14 exons. Gene Ontology annotation, cellular component: cytoplasm. Bases 210 to 1937 code for a protein of 575 amino acids.